Molecule: messenger RNA, 3746 nt
Organism: Syngnathus acus (greater pipefish)
Lineage: Eukaryota; Metazoa; Chordata; Actinopteri; Syngnathiformes; Syngnathidae
Product: serine/threonine-protein kinase tousled-like 1-B
Exons: 23
Coding region: 330-2612 (760 amino acids)
Biological process (GO): chromosome segregation; peptidyl-serine phosphorylation; intracellular signal transduction
Cellular component (GO): nucleus
Molecular function (GO): ATP binding; protein serine/threonine kinase activity
Source: RefSeq, a predicted model, not a curated record
UCAUCUCGCUGCUAGGUGAGCGCUGGCCUCGCGAUAGCCGCCCACUGGUAUCAAAGCCCCGUUCGAGAAGUGGAUGCUGACAGCCAGGCGCGCGGUGCAGUCUGUCGGUCAUCAUGCAAAGGUUAUUACGCUGGAUCCGCUCCAUCGAGCCUCCGAGGAAGCCGCUCCUCUACGACUGCAACGUUGAAGACGUGUAGCAAACACACGCAAGCCAACACCGGGCAUUAUUUGGAGAGGAAUAGAAGCAGGUGUGAACCAAUGGAAGUCAGCUCGGCGUUUCUUCGACCCACAGUGUGCGGGCUGGCUCCUCUCGGCGGAAAAGUGGCUUGAUGAGUGUCCAAAGUAACAGUGGAAGUGGUGGUGGAAGUUUGGAGGCGACGCCAUCUUGGUCGCAGCUCUCCUCCUCCCCAACGAUUUCUCAACAACAUAUAACGGCGACCACAAAGCUCAAAGAAGCUUGCCCAAUGGAGGAGCUGCAUAGCUUGGACCCCCGGAGACAGGAGCUUCUAGAGGCCAGGUUCACGGGAGCUGUCAGUGGCAACACAGUAGGCAGCACUGGGAGCAUGAGUGGAGGUGCCAAGGGUCUGGCUAACGAGUCGUCCAACCACAGUUACGGAAGUCUUGGCUCGUCCAGCGACAAGGAGUCUGAGAAUUCUGAUAUGAAAAGAGGGAGCUCCCCUGCCUACUCAACCCCAGAGAAGAAGCACUCUGAAUCAUCCAGAGGGAGGAAAAGGAAAGCUGACACCUAUUCAGAGAGCAGUCAAGGGAAGUCUUCUACUCGUGCACCCAAGAUAAGCGACUACUUUGACUUCCAGGGUGGAAAUGGCUCCAGUCCUGUUCGAGGCCUGCCAUCGGCUCGCCGUUCUCCACAGAGCUCACACUCGGCGCCUGGCUCAAUUAUCCGCCAGAACAGCUCCUCCCCCACCAGUUUGUGUUUUGGGGAACACAAUAGCAGAUCCUGUAAAUUUGUCCAGACGGAGUUAACAGGACUGAAACUUGCAGCUCUUGAGAGCAACAAGAGUCUGGACCUGGAGAAAAAAGAGGGACGAAUAGAUGAUCUUCUCAGGGCUAACUGUGACCUGCGGAGGCAGAUCGAUGAACAGCAAAAACUCCUUGAGAAAUACAAGGAAAGGCUCAACAAGUGCAUCACUAUGAGCAAGAAACUUCUCAUCGAGAAGAGCACCCAGGAGAAGCAGUCAUGCCGUGAGAAGAGCAUGCAGGACCGCCUACGUCUCGGCCAUUUCACCACUGUGAGACACGGAGCGUCCUACACGGAGCAGUGGACUGACGGAUAUGCAUUCCAAAACCUGAUCAAGCAACAAGAAGGUAUCAACCAGCAGAGAGAGGAUAUAGAGCGACAGCGAAAGCUGCUCGCCAAGAGGAAGCCUCCCAACCCCGCCUCUCCCUCCCUCUCUGUGGCCUCAGCCUCCGAACCCAAGCAGAGAAAAACCAAGGUGGUCAACGGCAAUGAUUCAGACCCUUUCCUCAAGCCAUCCCUGCCCCAGCUAUUGACCCUUGCUGAGUACCAUGAGCAGGAAGAAAUAUUCAAGCUCCGCCUUGGACAUCUGAAGAAGGAGGAGGCUGAGAUACAAGCGGAGCUUGAGCGGUUGGAGCGUGUAAGGAACCUCCAUAUCAGAGAGCUGAAAAGGAUAAACAAUGAAGACAGCUCAGCGUUUAAAGACCAUCCCACUCUGAACGAAAGGUACCUGUUGCUGCACUUGCUGGGCAGGGGCGGCUUCAGUGAAGUCUACAAGGCUUUUGACUUGUUUGAGCAGCGCUACGCAGCUGUUAAAAUCCACCAGCUCAACAAGAACUGGAGGGAGGAGAAAAAAGAGAACUACCACAAGCAUGCAUGCAGAGAGUACCGGAUACACAAACAGCUGGACCAUCCCAGAAUAGUCAAACUAUAUGACUAUUUCUCCCUGGAUACUGACACGUUCUGUACAGUCCUGGAGUUCUGCGAAGGCAACGACUUGGACUUCUACCUGAAGCAAAACAAACUGAUGUCAGAGAAGGAGGCUCGCUCCAUUGUCAUGCAGAUUGUCAGCGCUCUGCGCUAUCUUAAUGAGAUUAAACCUCCCAUCAUUCACUACGACCUUAAACCUGGUAACAUAUUAUUAGUGGAUGGAACUGCUUGUGGUGAAAUCAAAAUCACAGACUUUGGUCUGUCAAAGAUUAUGGAUGACGAUAAUUACGGCGUGGACGGGAUGGACCUCACAUCUCAGGGAGCGGGCACCUACUGGUACCUCCCUCCGGAAUGUUUUGUGGUGGGGAAGGAGCCACCCAAAAUUUCCAACAAGGUGGAUGUAUGGUCUGUGGGAGUCAUCUUCUUCCAGUGCCUCUAUGGGCGCAAGCCAUUUGGUCACAACCAAUCUCAGCAGGACAUCCUCCAGGAAAACACAAUCCUCAAAGCCACUGAGGUCCAGUUCCCUGCUAAACCACAGGCCAGCACAGAGGCCAAGGCGUUUAUCCGCCGCUGUCUGGCCUACCGCAAAGAGGACAGGUUCGACGUGCACCAGCUGUGCUCCGAUUCCUACCUUCUUCCUCACAUGAGACGCUCCAACUCCUCCGGCUCGCUGCAGCCCGCCGCCUCUUCGCUCGCCACCUACUGAUUGGCUCUCGGGAUCGAUGGCAUCAUCUGGCCACUUCUAGGACAGAAUUGAAGGCAAUAGAUCAUCGUUUGUGGAUAUCUGUUCUUUAACCAGAGAUCUUCCCGAAUGGAUCAAUUAACAAAAGAGCCUAAUUAAAGGGAAAUCAUAGCAAGAUAAGGACACAAUGGGCUGUUGUGCACUGGCUUUAACUAUGAAAGAGGAGAAUCAAGUCAAACGGCGGAAGAAAAUCCAGAUGGGGCUUUCACAGGCUAUAUUUAAUAACCCCUUAUGAGACUUUUGAACAGCUUGUAGAUGCCCUGUUUAUCCACGACGCUCAACAUGGGGUUGAGGGUAACUUCAUCAGAAAGACUACUGCUGCCAAGGACAAUGACUUGGAGAAGUUCAUCUAUUCGUUGACAUAAAGGAUGAUCCAUGUAAUUGUCGGGAGGGGGGGGGGGGGCUUGUUAAUCCAGAUAACAAAAACAAAACAAAUCUGGUGUUCAUUUGCACUUCCUAUCCAGAUUGUGUUCCUCUGGUGCCACAGGUUUGCAGCAAUGCGCAGAUUAGAACAGAAAUGUCAAAAUCCAUUGUUGUCUCAGAAAAAUCACGCACCAGCCUGGGCUUAGCUGGAGCGAACUGAGAACUCGCGCUGCCGGCCCCACUCGCAAGUACACACGGAGGCUUCCCAUCGUCUCACAUCGUUUUCCUUCAGGAAGCUCAACUCUUUGCUGCUACAACUGUUGCUUUUAGUUAGUAAUGCGUGAAUGGCUUUGGCCUCUAUUAAGUACAAACUUGAACCGUUUUCCCCAUUUUUGGUCAUGUGUAUUAUUGUUUAGCUUCCAGCGGACAUGUUAGGAGCAGGAGAGGACACAUCAAAGUAACUGGCAUAGCACUAUCGCGAUUGAAUAACCAGAUUUUCUUGUAGUUAACAUACAGGUGAUGAUAGUCUAGAAAACGGCCAUUGCGAGAACGGAAGACGUCAAAUAAUUUUCCGUUGUCAGUAUGGCCAAGUGAUGUCGACUUACUCAACCAAACACAUUCAAACACCUUGGCAGCCUUGCAAACAGUCGUAUUGUAGAAGUCUUAGCAACAUGUCACAGAACACAACUGCAGGGUUUCUACUCACUAACUACAGUGCUAUCAAAAAAAAAAAAA